AUGAGGAUGACAAUUAGCCACCCACCUAAGGCUGGAAAACCAUACACCAAAUGGAGUGAAGUUCAAGACGAACAUUUCAUUUAUUUUAUUGCUGAACAAGUUAAGUUGGGAAGAACGCAACAAGGAGGAUUAACGACCGAAGGAUGGGAUGGUGUAGAAAGAGAAAUGAAUAAGCUAUACGGGGACAAGUUAGAUAAGACUAAAAUGAAAAAUAGGAUGAGGACCUUGAAGAAAACAUAUGCUACUAUGAAGAGAAUGAUACAACAUAGUGGAUUUGGGUGGAAUGAGGAAACUCGAAAAGUUGAUGCUGAAGAUGAUGUCUGGGAGAAGAAUGUGUGUGAAAUUAAUGAUGCUGAGGAUUUUCAAAAUGAGUUUUCCGAUGAUGAUAUAACUGCUGAAAAAGUUACUAAACCUGCUUCUAAAGAUGUACAAUUUGUGGACAAUGACAAUGGAUGUUUUGAUCAGAAUAUAAACUUUACGAGUAAUGAAGUAACUCAAUCAUCUAGUCAAGAUAAGAGAGCAGGAAAACGACGUUUAGCUGAGCAACCAACUUUGACAUCACGUCCAAAAAGAAUUAGAAACUCUAUUGGAAGCAGCUUGGCUAAAUCUGUUGAUAGAUGGACAUCAAUAGCUGAGGAACAAAUAAGGAUACAACAUGAACCAAAAAACACGUCUGCGGAGAAAUUAAUGCCUUUGAUAUUGGAACUAGGCUUGUGUGAUGAAUGGAAUAUACAAAUUAUUGACCUCCUAACAAAUGAGAGAAAUGCUGAAGUCUUUGCUGCUAUGGCUCCAGAACUUCGGAAGAAAUAG
Molecule: messenger RNA, 810 nt
Organism: Lycium barbarum (goji berry)
Lineage: Eukaryota; Viridiplantae; Streptophyta; Magnoliopsida; Solanales; Solanaceae
Exons: 3
Coding region: 1-810 (269 amino acids)
Source: RefSeq, a predicted model, not a curated record